This is a messenger RNA of Centruroides sculpturatus (bark scorpion), 2028 nucleotides long. Its product is annotated as myb-like protein X. The coding region runs from base 253 to 2028 and encodes 591 amino acids. The record is from RefSeq and is a predicted model, not a curated record. NCBI's taxonomy places the organism in Eukaryota, Metazoa, Arthropoda, Arachnida, Scorpiones, Buthidae. The transcript has 6 exons.
GUGAAAUUUGUUUUUAAACAAGCGCGCGGAGUUUCGCUUGUUCGGAAUAGUUAUAAUGAUUGAGAUUGGUGACAGCUCGUCGAUUUUUCGUAUAAUUUAACGAAGUUAUAACAAUAACAGCUGGAAAAAUUACCGGAAAGGAGUCAUUAUCGUUUAUAUUUUAACCAAAAAUAAUCUUAACGAUGUUCGAAGUGAGUGUAAGAUGGGAUGUUAGGGUUAAAAGCCGACUUUAAUCAAAUCUGAUAAAGUAACAUGGCGGACUGUGCCGAAAAUUUAGCUACUGCUACGAGCGACAACGAAGAAAAAUCGUUAAAGGAUGAACAUACUUCUCCAAAUGUGGAAAAAGAUGCAUGUUUACCUCCUCCACCAGAGACUUGUACAAAUAUACAGAAUAGAACUGUAGAACCAGCUGGAAGUGCAGAGUUAUAUCCUCAUGUAUCUGUUAUCACACCAUUAAAUGAAGAUGAUAGAAACUGUGAGGAAAUAACUUCCGAUAAUAAGGACUACUGCAAUGAGUCUUACGAGAAUUGUGAUGACAUCGAUUCAAGAGAUCCUGCUGAGAUGUGUGAAAGUACUUUAGAAGAAAUUUCGGGAAAUGAACCGUGGAUCAUAGUUGAUUCAGUCGAAGAUGAUUCGGAGUCAUUUGAGAACAGUUCGGAAUGUAGAGAUCAAAGCGUGCACAAUGAAUCUUUUCAGGCCAGUAAAAGUGACAAAGAAGAAAAUGAAAAUUUAUCUUGCCCCCGUGAAUCCAGUCCAUGUUUAAUUACUAUAAGUGAAGUUAGACAAAAUGAACCUUGGUUGAGUGAUGAUAGUGGAAGUAAUAUUGGAAAAAAUGGUUUACCAAAGGAGGAAUUUAUUCUCUCGGAAACCACUUGUAAGACAAUUCAGGAGGAAGAAGAACCAGAAGAACCAGUUUGCAGUUCUGAAGCCACAGCAGAAUUCAAAACUGAUUCAGCAGAAGGUUGCUUAGUAAAUCCUGUUAAUUGUGUUAAUGAAAAUGAAAAUAAAAAUAUAGUGCAAUCAAGCCCAGUAACUGAGACAGAAAUAAAUAAUGAAAACGUGCUUAGCGAAGACGGCAACGAAAAUAAUCAAACAGAGACACUUACCGAUGAAAAAUGUAACCAAGACGAUUUAAAACAAAGUCACGAAGAGCCAAUGGACAUAAGUGAAAUAAAAGAGACUUGCAAAGAGUCAGUGGAAAUGAGUGAUGCAAAACAAAUUCUUGAAGAAUUAGAAAUUAGCAACGUAAAACAGAGUGGUGACGAAUCGGUAGAAGCAGAAAGUAUAGAACGAAAUUGUGAAGAGUCGGUUGAAGAAAGUGAUGCAAAACAAAAUUGUAAAGAGUCAGUAGAUAUUAGUAGUGAAAAACAGAGUUGUGAAGAGUUAAUGGAAGUAAGUAGUGUAGAACAAAAUUUUAAUGAAGAACCAAUGGAAGUAGAAAAUACAAGGCCAGAAAAUGACAGCGACAGUGUAGAAACCAAAGAAAAUAAAUCUGAAAAUGCAGAAUGUGGACAAAAAGUGGAUAAAGAAGUCGUGUCAGAAUGUGAAGAGGAGAAAAUAAAUUCGAUAGAAUCUUCAAACGAAGACUGUACUUUAGAAAAAAGCAAAGACAGCAGUUCUGAUAAAAAGAUCUCGGAAACUGCAGAGAAUAAAAAUCACUCAAAAGAAAAAGUAAGCCAAGAAAUAAAUUUUGAAGAGAAAGAUUCGUCUGCAAUAAAUGAAGAAGAGAAAAAAAAGGAAAGUGAAGCUGAAAUAAAAGGUUAUAUAACAGAUACCAUGAAUGAACUACUUGGAUUGUUUGGUUAUGAUAAUGUAGACGAAAGCAUGAAGGAUAACUUAAAACUUGAAAAGAUCAGUUCUUCCAUAUCAGGAAAAAAAACACCAGAACUUUCUGACCAAGCAUCUUCCAAAUCGGUUGAACCUGUCAAGAAAGAUUCUUCAAGUCGUGUUUGUACCGAAUGCCAUGCGCUGUCACAAUCAAAAUUAUCUUACAUUUAUUGGAACAUCAAAGAGAAGAGUGCUUCCUGA